AUGAUGUUUAAAUUGUGUGCUCUCUUAUUAGUUUUACUUAAUUCCGAUUCUUUGAGUAAAGCCCAGGAUUGUAGAACUUAUGGCCAAUCAUGUUCAGAUGAUUAUAUUUGUUGUGGUGGAUGUUGUUUGAAAGGAAUAUGCAAAGACGCAUAUAUGGAUUGUCGAAAAUUUUCUGUGGAAGACCCAUGCUUAAAUCGGUACUGUCCUGACGAUCAAGUUUGUUACACGUAUAAACCACCAGGUUGUAAGGGAUGUGGUCCUUUGGUUGAAUGCCGUACAAUACCAAUACCUAAAGAAAUAAAACAUAACAAGACUUUGACACAUUAUCAUUUUUUAAAUAAUUCUUCUCAUCAGUUGCCAACUUUGGGAGUUUCUGUUUUAUGUUUGUUGGUAGGUGCUGUAUUAUGGGUUUGUUAA
Ceutorhynchus assimilis (cabbage seed weevil) is the source of this 417-nucleotide messenger RNA. The record is from the annotation of a GenBank genome assembly. NCBI's taxonomy places the organism in Eukaryota, Metazoa, Arthropoda, Insecta, Coleoptera, Curculionidae.